CAGAAAUCUGUUCUCCCUUGGGGGAGUGUCAGAGAUGGGAUCGCAUGGGAACAGGCUCCGGCACAGCCUGACGUGCAAGAGGCCACAGAGGCAGCUGUGGGGCGAAGACCCAGGGACAACCACAUCCCCCUUGGGGGGCAGAAACCGCCCCACACCCCCCUGCCUGGCUGCUUGCCUCGCUCUGCACAGACACCCGGAGGUCAGGGGCUGCUCCACUUCUUCAGCUCUGCUGCUCAAAAUAGAAAAUCUCAAAACAUUGGACUUUCUCUGGGCUAAAAACAGCUGCUGGCGCCUGGGAGCUGGAGCUCAAGGAACACUGGCCCCCGCCAGCCCUCCCAGCCCCUGCCAGGGUGGUGGAGGAAACAGGAAAGGCAAGAGCAAGAAAUGGCGCCAGAUGCUGCAGUUCCCCCACAUCAGCCUCUGCGAGGACCUUCGGCAAACCCUGGAGCGGGACUACCACAGCCUGUGCGAGAAGCAGCCCAUUGGGCACAUGCUCUUCCGGCAGUUCUGCGAGACGCGCCCCGAGCUCUCACGCUGCGUCAAGUUCCUGGAUGCUGUGGCAGGGUACGAAGUGGCUCCAGAUGAGAAGAGGAGGGAAUGUGGGCAGCACCUGAUUGAAAAGUACUUGAAGCCAAACAGUGAGGACCACGUGCCUGAAGUUCCCUCACAACUGGUGGAUGCCUGUUGUGAGAGGCUGGAGCAGGAACCUUCCAAGGAGCUCUUCAAGGAAUGCACUAAGCUUAUCCACGACUACCUGAGCGUGGCUCCCUUUGCUGACUACCUCGACAGCUUGUACUUCAACCGCUUCCUGCAGUGGAAAUGGCUGGAAAGGCAGCCAGUGACCAAAAACACUUUCCGCCAGUACCGUGUGCUGGGUAAGGGCGGUUUUGGGGAGGUGUGUGCCUGCCAAGUGCGUGCCACAGGGAAGAUGUAUGCCUGCAAGAAACUGGAGAAGAAACGGAUCAAAAAGAGGAAAGGAGAAGCCAUGGCCCUGAAUGAGAAACAGAUCCUGGAAAAAGUGAACAGUAGGUUUGUAGUGAGCUUAGCCUAUGCAUAUGAAACUAAAGAUGCUCUCUGCCUAGUGCUGACCCUCAUGAAUGGAGGGGACCUCAAGUUCCAUAUCUACCACAUGGGAGAGGCUGGUUUUGAGGAGCCCCGGGCAGCUUUCUAUGCUGCUGAGAUCUGCUGUGGCCUGGAGGACUUGCACCAGGAGAGGAUAGUGUACAGGGACCUGAAGCCAGAGAACAUAUUACUGGAUGACCAUGGUCACAUCCGUAUCUCAGACCUGGGACUGGCUGUGCAUGUGCCAGAGGGCCAAACAAUCAAGGGCCGGGUGGGGACAGUUGGCUACAUGGCUCCCGAGGUGGUGAAGAACGAGCGCUACACGUUCAGCCCAGACUGGUGGGCUCUGGGCUGCCUGGUGUACGAGAUGAUCGAGGGCCAGUCCCCCUUCCAGCAGCGCAAGAAGAAGAUCAAACGGGAGGAGGUGGAGCGCCUGGUGAAGGAAGUGCAGGAGGAGUACUCGGAGAAGUUCUCGCCCUGCGCCCGCUCCCUCUGCACCAUGCUCCUGUGCAAAGACCCCUUGGAGCGCCUGGGCUGCCGAGGAGCUGGGGCCAAGGAAGUGAAGGAACACCCUCUCUUCAAGCACCUCAACUUCAGGAGGCUGGAAGCAGGCAUGCUGGACCCUCCCUUCAAGCCAGAUCCCCAGGCUAUCUACUGCAAGGAUGUGCUGGACAUCGAGCAGUUCUCCACGGUGAAAGGGGUGGAGCUGGAGCCCACAGACAACGACUUCUACCAGAAGUUUGCUACAGGAAGUGUGCCCAUUCCUUGGCAGAACGAGAUGAUUGAGACAGAGUGUUUUAAGGAGCUGAAUGUCUUUAGCACAGAUGGCACAGUGCCCCCAGACCUGGACUGGAAAGGGCAGCCUUCUCCACAGCCCAAAAAAGGGUUACUGCAGCGCUUGUUCAGCAGACAGAGGUGAGCAGUCACUCCUGGCUGCUCUGCUCAGGGAAAUACCCGGUGGCCCACGGACAUGGCAAGAUCUGGGAAAGAGGAGUGUUGUCCUUCAGUGCCUAUUCCCUUCCCCUGGCAGAGCACAAGCUGCUUGUUGUUCUAACUGCCCCCUGAGCCACUAAUCCAGCAUCCCUGCUCUUGCUGCCUUUGUGGGGGAGGCCUUGCCCUCAGCUUGAGCCAGAGUUGCCCCUGCACUGCUGCUGCUGGGAGUUCUGCUCCCAGGGGGCUCGGGGAGGUUUCCUUCACUCCUCUCUGGAUGUCCGGGACACGCAGAAGGGUUGAGAAACUGUGAAGGGUUUGGCAUUGCCCCAUGCUCAGACUCCCAUUUCAGCAAAAAGGGCUUCAGCUGCUCUCGUGGCCAGCUGAGCCCUGAGCGGGGCCGAGCGUCUGUGCUGGCACUGAGCUUGUGUCCCUGGGUGGCUGCAGUCCCUGGAGCCCAGCUUCCUCACAGCUUCUGAGCUAGCCAGCUGUGUGCUCACCAGUCUGUCUGCCAGGGGCUGAACCUCCAGCUGCAGCUAGACUGUUCUCUGCAGUCUGGGAGUCCCCUCCUGCCUCCAUGUAACUCCUGCACAUGGGCUGGGAGGGAACCUGGCCCAUCCCUGCCAGAGGGCAGCUGUAGGCUGGGUUGUGUUACCGUGCUCACCCUCUGCUUGCUGUGCUCCUCUCUCCCUCCCUCCUCCCUCUCCUUGCCCUUCUGACUUCAGGACUGUUGUGGAAACUGCAGCGACAGCGAGGAAGAGCCCACCCGGCUGUAGAGCACAGCCUGUUCUCCAGCCCCUGGGACCCCCUGGCCUCUCCCGAGUGCCCAGCCUGAAGGACACGGUCGCAGUGGCCCCGCAAGGUGGAUUUGUUUACAGUUUUAUACGUCUGUAUGUGAAGACUGUGAGGAUGAUUCCAAGGCUGGCAGCCGCACACGACUCGGGUUGAGGUGCCUGUCACCACGGGCAGGCCCUGAGACAAACCCGGACGCUUCCAGAUCUGCCACCUGGGAUGGUGCUGGUGCUGCUGCCGCUCCUGUCCCGGGCCCAGGGUGGGAGGAAGGGAGGGAGGGAUGGUGCCAGCGUGGGCCGAGGCCAGGCUGGAGCAGCUCUGCUGACACAUUCCACGGUGCCGAAGCGGCGCCGCAGGUUUGAUGUAUAUUUAUAUAUGUCGGUCUGUACAUAUCACAUGUGGGUUUUUAGUCUAUGGGUGGGGGCCUGCACUGCCCCCACCCUGCCACAGGCACAAAUGUCCUCCUAUGGGAGGAGUGACGUUCCCAGCUUUGUUCCAGGGAGUCCUGGACAGAGGCCUUCUGUGCCUUGAGGUGUCUAAAUCAUCUUUCCUGGACCUUUCUGGCCGUGCUGAGGUGUCCUGGCUCCAGCGGAGUCCACUGCUCAGCCCCGAGGCACAGGAAGGUGCUGUGCCAAAGCGUCUGCCAUCGCGUCCUGGCAGCAGAGCGUCACUGCCUUGUCCUCGUGUCCCUGUCUGCUGGAGCCUGCUGCCUCCUGCCUCGUCUCACACGUGCUGCCAGCUGCAGUGAGCUGAUCGAGCCCCUCUGCAGACCACUGGCACAGGUGGGCACAGCCACCGUGGGCACCUGCUGCUGCUGUGGCCAAAGGGUUGGUCUGAUCCUGGCACACUGCAGAGAGGGGUUCCACCGGCUCUGGACCUGUGCAUUCCAGAGGUGUGGCCAUCCCCAGGCCCAGCUCGGUGGUGGAGGAGCAGACACAUAAAGGACCCUGCUCUCAGAGAGCAAAGCUGUGAUAAAGGGAAUGUCCCUCCCAGGGUCAUGUGAAGCUGUGACCCAAAAGUGAGUGGGCUGGGACCAGCUUAGUGUGUGUCCCCAGGGGUUGUGGGGAGCCAGCACAGCUCCUGCACCCACAGGCAGGAGCCCUCUGUGGGGAGCAGCCCACCUCUCCAUUCAGCUUGUCCUGUCCCCUCUUGUGUACACCUGUCCCAGCUGUGUCCUGAGCAAUAACUCGUCCCUUCUGUGUGUGUGUGUGUGUGCACACGUGUGUGCGUGUGCUGCUGCCUCUGCUCAUUCUGAGCCAGGCCCCCCAGUGGGGCUGAGCACCUACUUGGACCUGUGGUAUCAUUUGCUUGCCUUGCACUAAAGUUGGAGAGUAUUUAAAUUUUUAACCUUUUGUUAAGUGUAAAGAUUUGCUGUGCCUUGUAUUGCUCUCAUGUCAUGGGGGGCCUGCUCUGGGUCCUACAGGGUUGGUGGCUGUAAGAAGGGGAGUGGGGACCUCGUUUCUGGGCUGCCAUGGGCUCUGCUGGUGCUCCUGACCUGCAGGGAAG
Molecule: messenger RNA, 4290 nt
Organism: Passer montanus (Eurasian tree sparrow)
Lineage: Eukaryota; Metazoa; Chordata; Aves; Passeriformes; Passeridae
Gene: GRK6
Product: G protein-coupled receptor kinase 6
Exons: 16
Coding region: 35-1981 (648 amino acids)
Biological process (GO): protein phosphorylation; regulation of signal transduction; signal transduction
Cellular component (GO): cytoplasm; plasma membrane
Molecular function (GO): G protein-coupled receptor kinase activity; ATP binding
Source: RefSeq, a predicted model, not a curated record